This is a messenger RNA of Rana temporaria (common frog), 2349 nucleotides long. It is a transcript of the gene PTK6, whose product is annotated as protein tyrosine kinase 6. Gene Ontology annotation, cellular component: extrinsic component of cytoplasmic side of plasma membrane. The transcript has 8 exons. Gene Ontology annotation, molecular function: ATP binding; non-membrane spanning protein tyrosine kinase activity; signaling receptor binding. Lineage: Eukaryota; Metazoa; Chordata; Amphibia; Anura; Ranidae. Gene Ontology annotation, biological process: cell differentiation; protein phosphorylation; innate immune response. The record is from RefSeq and is a predicted model, not a curated record. Bases 213 to 1655 code for a protein of 480 amino acids.
UAACGACGCUGACAAUGAGGAAGUAGAAUUCCGCCGGUGGUGACCCAGAUAAUUACUUAAGACUGUCCCAGCCGGUAAGAUUUACAUAUUCCUGUGGCCUUCAGCCCUCCACACCUUACUUCUUCCAGGAGCGAUUCCACCACGGGAAAUCCCCUUGUGACUUUCCCUGCCAUGAAGCUGCCAGGACUCUCAUUGUGACCCGAGCUUCUCAUAUGGACGGUUAUGUGAUUAUGACCAUGGCGGUACACAAGUAUGUCAGCUUGUGGGACUUCGAUGGCUCUGGGACGGAGGAACUCAGCUUCAAGGCCGGCGACUUCUUCCAAGCCGUGGACAAGACAGGGGACUGGUGGCUGGUGGACAGGAUCAACGCCAUCGGUGGUAAAACCGGCGAACAGGGAUAUGUGCCUUUCAAUUACCUAGCGGAGGAAGGGACGGUGGAGGAGAAGGCAUGGUUCUUCGGAGAACUCUCGCGGACAGAGGCCAUCAAGCUGCUGAUGAAAGGCGGGAACACCACCGGAUCCUUCCUGGUCCGCCAGAGCGAGAAGCAGGACUUCGUCUACGCCCUCUCAGUGCGAAACGACAACGCGGUGAAACACUUCAAGAUCCUGCGGGACUCCGGGGGGGAAUACCACUUGAAUACCAGCGCGUAUUUCCCGGAUCUGAACAAGCUUGUCGAUUAUUACCAUGAGAAGCCGGUCAUGAAGGGGCUGGUGCUGACCAAACCUUGCCUGAAGGAUGAGCCAACGGCCACCGACCUGAAUCCUCUAUCUCUAGACGAAUGGGAGAGGCCCAAAGAAGAGUUCAUUCUUGGGAAAAAGCUGGGUUCGGGAAAUUUUGCACAGGUCCACGAAGGCUACUGGAAGGGGCGAGUGAAGAUUAAGGUGGCCAUUAAAACCAUAAAGCAAGAUAUGACCAACCGUGAAAUCUUCCAGAAGGAAACCGCUUUUCUCAAGACACUACGCCACCGGAACCUGCUGUCUCUGUAUGCCGUGUGCUCCGUGGGGGAUCCGUAUUAUAUAGUGACGGAGCUCCUCACUAAAGGGGACCUCCUGCAUUUCCUGAGAGAUGGGGAAGGCAAUGAGCUGAACUUAGACGGCCUCAUGGAUAUCGCAGGACAAGUCACAGACGGGAUGCAUUACCUGGAAUCCAAGAAUUGUAUCCACCGCGACCUGGCCGCCCGGAACGUGCUGAUUGGCCAGAACAACAUCUGCAAAGUUGCCGACUUUGGCUUAGCCAGGAUUAUCCCGGACGACUUCUAUAUGUCCCAUUCUAAGGAGGUGCCGUACAAGUGGACCGCCCCCGAGGCCCUGGAGUUUGGACGCUUCACCCUAAAGUCUGAUGUCUGGUCCUUUGGCGUUCUUUUACAUGAGAUCAUGUCCCGGGGAAUGAACCCCUAUCCAGGUGUCCCCAACUCCGAACUGCUUCAGUACCUCAAGAAAGGCAGAAGGCUGAGCAUUCCAGAGAACUGCUCGGAGAAGAUCCACAAAGUCAUGCUGGAAUGCUGGAACGCCAAUCCGCAGAAGAGGCCGACGUUCGGAGAACUGAAGAUCACCAUAGACAACCUGGCCAACUACGAGCCGUCAUCAGUGGAGCCCCCCCCCAAACCCAUCAAGCCCAAAGGCCUCUUGGCCAAGCUGAAGAAGAAUGCCCACUGACCAAUGGCAGGCCAGGAAAAAACAUUUUUUUUAGGACUUUGCAUGGAUAAUUAAAAGGGAACUUCGCUCAAAAAAGAUCAUCAUAGACAACCUGGCCAACUACGAGCUGUCAGAGGAGUCCCCCAAACCCAUCAAGCCCAAAGGCCUCUUGGCCAAACUGAGGAAAAAUGCCCGCUGACCAAUGGCAGGCCAGGAAAAAACUUUUUUUUUUAGGACUCUGCAUGGACAAUUAAACGGCAUCUUCAUCCAAAAGAGAAGAUCACCUGGCCAACUACGAGCCGUCAUCAGAGGAGCCCCCCCAAACCCAUUAAGCCCAAAGGCCUCUUGGCCAAGUUGAAGAAGAAUGCCUGCUGAACAAUGACAGGACAGGAAAAAAAAAAAUUCUUUAGGACUCUUCAUGGAUAAUUAAAGGGCAACUUCAUCCAAAAGAGAAGAUCACCUGGCCAACUACGAGACGUCAUCAGAGGAGCCCCCCCCCCCCCAAACCCAUCAAGCCCAAAGGCCUCUUGGCCAAGCUGAAGAAGAAUGCCCACUGACCAAUGGCAGGCCAGGAAUAUUUUAUUUAGGACUCUGCAUGGAUAAUUAAAGGGCAACUUCGCUCAAAGAAGGUCACCAUAGACAACCUGGCUAACUACGAGCUGUCAGAGGAGUCCCCCAAACCCAUCAAGCCCAAAGGCCUCUUGGUCAAGCUGAA